CCGAAUCGGUCGUUCGAGGGGGCCGAGAUUUUUUUCGCACACAAGUUCAGUUUUACCCAAGUUUGAUAAGUUCUUUUAGUUUAGUAUGAUACGUGCCGCAAUAACGCGAAGGUGCAAGGCGCAGGUUUUCCCGACAGGGGAGUGGCUUAGAUCGCGCAGGUUUUUUCCUAUAUAUCCCAGUUUUCAAUUUUUCCCCAUUUUCAGUGUGUCUGUGUGUGCGUGAAAAUUGACUCAAUUCUUUUUCGUGAUUUUCUAAUCAUUUUGAUUCAGUUAAGGCCUUUGUAGCGGUUUAGUGUUUUCAGUGUUGUUGGUUCAGUGGGACGUGUGUGUUUGUUUACUGGGAUUCCCGAUCUGUCAGUUUAAAUGACAUUUCUUGUACUACCUAGGAAAGGUUUAUGCUGAGACAGUUUGAACGGUGUGACCCCAAAAUGUUCCAGGACCUAACAUAGGCCAGUCUCUCUCCGCCUCGGCGCAGACCUCGCCCCACGCCCCCCCGCCGGCCGUCGACAUGCUGAUCGCGGCCGACAGUCCGUCCCCCCACCAUCUUGCAGGUGGCCCCGCCUCGAACGGCGCCACAACAGCGAGUCCUUUCACUCCCUUAGUGGACUCGACGGGCGUGGUCUGCGUACCCCCUUCUCCCACCGCAAGGCCUCUUAGGGGCGUGGCCGAACUGCGUGCCCUUCUUCAAGGCAACAAGGGACAGGAACUGAAACAAGUGCUCAGGACGAACGCGUGGCCUGCAAAUCAUCCGAUUCGACGAGAAUUAUGGCCGUUGUUGUGUACGCAACACGCGCACGCGGGUAGUACGGGGGGGCGUGUCCGGGACGGGUUUUAUUGGGACAUGGUGGUGCAAGUGUUCGGGUCGACGGACUUGCCCGAACGACCGGUCGGGCUGCCGACAUUCGUGGAACCGUCGCGUUGCCACGCCUACCAUCUGACGAGGAGUGGACGCGCGUGCGCGGACCGCGUGGUUAGUGUAUUGGGUUACGCAUGUCCGGAUAUCGUGUAUAGCCCGGCCAUCUAUCCUAUCACUGCCCUGUUGCUGCAUUACGUGAGCGAAGAAGAAGCGUACCACUGUAUGGCAAGCCUUGUAUCAUGCAAAGAAAAGACCUUUAUCACCCAAACCAAGCUCCUGUAUGAAGUAACGUGGAAGACUGUGAUGCAAAUAUGUAGAAAACAUGUGAAAGGUGCGGCCGUUCACCUGCAACGCCACUGUACGACCGGCCGCGCAGAACGUAUUUACAUGGACUGGAUUUGGUGGAUUUUCCAGGGCCUGCCCUUUCAACACCUGGUCCGGAUCAUGGACUGUUAUUUUCACGAAGGAGUGAAGGUGCUGUACAGGACAGCAAUGGCGAUUUUGUUACUGUUUCACAAAUGCUCGUCCGCCAACGCGGCAGAAUGGUCCGCAGAAAUCCAAAAAAACGGCAUCGACUUGGCUCUGAACAAAUUUUGCCGAGAGAUGCCCGUUACACCGCAAAAAGUAUUAAAGGUGGCCUUUGGUAUAAGAGGCCUGAGCUCGUCCUACAUCUCGCGGGUGUUCAUUAAGACUGAAAUGCUGCUGAAGAGCCGACAGGUGAUGCACGGUUCCAAGCAACUCGUUCGAUCCAGGUCGAGCGAGAACCUGCCCAACAGCCAGAGCCAGAACAAUAUCCAGAUGGUAUCGCAUACGCUUACGAUACGAGAGUUACUGACCUUAUGGUCCUGGCUCCCGGUACGCAUCACCAUGUACCAACCGAUUCUACUUUACACCACCGAGGAACACGGUUGCAGUUUGACCACGUUUUACGUUAGAGUUGAACAGCACGAACCCACCCUACUUAUGAUCAAAACUUGUAAUAACGAGGUUUUCGGAGCAUAUUGUUCGUCGAGAUGGUGCGAGAGGAACCAAAAGGACGACCGAGGGAACCGUCAGGCGUAUUUCGGUACCGGAGAGACUUUCCUGUUUUCGCUGUAUCCGGAGAGGGCGAAAUAUCCCUGGGUCGGUGUCGAAGGUGACAGGAAUGUAUCACAUGGUGCCGAAUUGUUUAUGGCCGCUGACAGUAAAAUGAUUACCAUCGGAGGAGGCGAUGGUCAGGCGAUAUGGCUCGACGAAAACAUCCGCUUUGGCAAGACCGACCACUGCGCCACAUUCAACAACCCCCCGCUCUGCCCCAGCGGGGACUUUGAAGUGAGGGUCCUCGAGGUCUACGGGUUCGCCACCGACAUCAACUGAAAACCGACAACGAAAAUCAACGUUUUGACCCCCUACCAGGGGGGAUUAAAUUCUCCAUCUCUUUCUUUUCCUGUUCUUACCCGAGAGAAAUGUGUGCCGCGGGGGGAAGACAAGAACUACUGAAAUUUCGAACAUUAUUAAUUGAAGUUCGAAAUGUCAUUGUACACAUUUUAUAUAAUUUUGUCGCUUCAUCGGUAGUGUCUCGUGAUCGUCUUGGUGUAUUUUUAGCUAUAGAGAAGGAUAGCUAGAUUUAUGAUGUAUGUUUGAUAGUGUGGAGCGGAUGUACGUAAAUAUGGGAAAUGUAUACCUAUUCGGGGUGGGUCGAGUUGAUUCACCCUGUAUAUAAAGUACCAGACAUGAUCUACUUAUAAUGUAGUAUUAACUAAUGAAAAAGCGUUUACGAGAGAAGGAAAAAUGUCAUCAAUUCAUCUCAUCCACACUACAUUUUUUUUAAAGAAACAUUUUCCUUAAAUGUUGCCUAAAAGUUAAGUGUUAUUAUUGUGAUUUUUAAGUAUAUAUUCUAUACAUACAUACAUACACAUGGUGUCUAAAUAAUGUUUAACCGUCUUAAUAUUUAAGUGUUAUUUUACGUGAAAUUGGGGCUAGAUUUGUUUUGAUUAAAUGAACGAUGCCACGUUUUUUCAUAAAAUUUGUUCUUUGUAACUGUACAGGGAAAUGUAGAAUCUGAGUUAUGUAAUAGGUUUGCAACGGCUAAUUCGAUUGUUUUUACCGUGGAGCCGAAAAUUUUGAAGCAAAAGCAAAGUUUUUCUUUGCUCAUAAAAACAAAGAGCAACCGUGUACCACGACGCGACGUGGCGAACAUGUUAAUAAAUAGGAAAAUUAAAAUACAAAUAGUCCACAACGAAAUAGCUGCCUAAAACGCUUAGAAUUUAAUACUCAUACAUAUUUACUUAUAAAUAGAAAAAAACAUAUUGAAACCUCACAAAAAACUCUGUUUACUUGUUAACUUGGUUUACCUUGAGAGAGGCCUAAAUUAGGGCGAAAGGUCGACAAGUCUAACUUCCUCCAAUGCCUUUUGUUUUGAAAAAUGCUUUUGGAGUUUGCUUUUUAAUUUAGGGUUUUUAGAAAUUGUUUAUUUCAUCCGAUGGUUGAGUGCACUCAAUUGCCUGGAAGAAAUAAAGAUAUUCUACUUAAGUUGAUUUAUUUCCUCUCUCUGUCCAAUGAUUGAAUGCAUUUAACCCCUCUAAAAGAAAUGCAAUUUGUCUCCCAAGCAGUUGAUUAAGUUUCUGUUUCUCCCUGUAUCAGGUAAUCAGAGAUAUUUUUAUCUCUGUUCAGUGAUUCAGUGCACUCGAUUGACAAGAAGAAAUAAAGAUAUUCUCCCAACCAGAGUGUCCUCCUCUCCUUUCUUUCUCUGUACAAUGAUUUAAUACAUUCAGUUACUUGGAAGAAAUACAAUUUAUCUCAUAAGCAGUCUCUUUCUCUGUCAGGCAAUUAAAUGCAUUUUCAUCUCUGUCCAAUGGUCAGUGGUUAACUGCCUGGAACCUAGCUCUAGUAUUGAAAUCCAGAUAUGUCCAUGCAUGAUCCACUUAAAGCUGAAAACUGGAUGAACAUAUACCUAGACAUGGAUUUUUAUGUCCCCUUUUGAAUUGAAUGAGACUACUAAAACUCAACAUGUCCUAUUCACCUCUAUUAUUCUGUUUAAAUGGACAUGCUUACUCAUUCCCGUUCGCAAUAAUACUGCCAGAAACCACAGAAUACACAAAUAAAGAAAAGCCCGAGACACCGAUAAAAAUUCGAAAUGUGACAUAAUAAUUCAUUCAUAUAAGAAACCAUUUUGCUAUAUUUCAAAUGUAACUUCAUCGACCAAAAAAAAAAAAUGCGCAACUUUUCUUCAAUUUACUCGACAUCAUCCGAAAUAGUAGUGGGAUCACUUAAAACGAACACCCUAUACAUAUAAUAAUUAUAAUAUUAUCAUAAUUAACAUUAUCAUCAUAUUAUAAAUUAUCAUACUUGAUAUUCACGACUUGAACAUUUUUGGUUUGCCCGAAUAACUUAAAUAUGGAAUGGGGUACCGGACUUUUCUAAUCUAGUAAGUCAGUGACAAGAUAUCCUAAUAAAUUAUACAGGGUUAUCCAAAUUAAGUGUCCGCUAUUGGUAACUUUGUUAUUAGUGAAAAUACAAGGUUGUUUAAGUUAGCAAUGAGAAUCGUAUUUUUUGAGUUUUUCAGUAAAAACAUCAAAUUUUAAACAAAAAAGUUUACAAUGACUUUUCUCCUAGGUUACAAAUUAAGUUGAAGUUAUGAUACCCAAACGGAAACAGUUAAUUUGUACCGACAAACUUUAUUUUUAACAUCAACUUAUAAUCUUACAAAAUAAAAUAACAAUUUUUUUUUAAAGAAGAUAACGACGAAACACCACCAUGUUCUUCAAUACAGUUUUGGGCACGUUUUUCAACUGCUUGAACUGUCUUAAGUAUGGUCCUACCAUCUAUUUGGUUUAUCUUUUCUCUAACUGCAGUUUUUAAAGCGUCGACGUUAUCUUACCUCCGCUUGUAAAUUUGAUUCUUUAAGUAACCCCACAAGAAGUAAUCAAGUGGGGUUAGAUCUGGCUGUCUGGGAGGCCACUGGAUAAGGCCAUUAUGUUCCUAUCCACCAAUCAUUAAAAGUAGGACUUAGAAAAUGAUAAGUACCUUAGUAAUUCUAGGCAGGUGCACCAUCUUGCUGAAAAUAUAGAUGAUAUAAGAUUCAAUUCGUCUAAGAAAUUAUUCAAAAUUUCCGUCAUAAAUUCCACAUAUCUUCCAUAUUAGAAUGCCCUCAUAAACGAACGGGCCAACAAUUUUUAAUUAAACCGCACCAAACGUUAAAACUGAAACGGACUUGUGGACCUCUUGGAUGUACUAAUAAAAGGUUUUCUCUUGACCAAUAAUGGUGGUGUUUUCUAUUUAACCUUCAAAAUUUGAUUUAUCUGUUCAUAAAAUGUCACGAAAAUUAUUUACAUUUUGGCGACAGAAGUUAAGAUACCAAUGGCAAAAAACAUGUCUUCUCUUUGGGUCCCCUGCCAAUAGCGUUUGAACUGGUUGGUACUUACGGAAGAAAUUUAUGCUUUUUUAAAAUCCUUUGAACAGUACCACUGAACUGAAAUUAGGGUCCUUGAGAAUAUCUGGUAUUGAAUCCUCACAAUAAGCUUCGAAAUACCCAAUAACUGUAAUUUUCGUAACCUCGCUUAAUAUGAAUUAUUGUUUGUGUUAGAGAAACAUUUUCGUUGUCCCUAAAUUUUUGAUAGUCUCAGAAAAUGUCGUUCAUACGUUUGAAUGCGAGCGGGAUAUCAUUCAGUGUAGUAUUAUUCUUAAAGAGGAUUUUCUGCACACUAAAUAACAUUAUAACAUAUCAAGCAUUUUUCAUGACACAAAAUAAUUCUUCUUAAAAUUAAUAACUGACACAAUAAAACUUAUAAACAAGUAUUUGAUAAACACACUAAUGUUCGACAUUAUUGAAUUUUACCAUUGUUUUCCAGAGCCUUCUAGUCGCGAGGAUGUUCAGUUUAGCAAUUUGUCACUUAUCUUAAUGCUAUCAAAUCGCGAAGGCCAUGUUUAGGGAAUUCAAUCCCGCACCAAAACUUCAAUCCCGCUAAGAAAAGAUCUUAUGUCUUAUGCAAUUAUAAACAAACUAUGGUAGAUGCAAAAAAGUGUUUAUUUCAUAUACAAAAUACAUUAGUUAGUGGUUCAAGUACUUAGUUUAAAGGUCACUUGUCACUUGUCACAUCGAUUUUGGAAGUAUUUUCGGAGAAAAGAUAACAUAUCCAAGGUAUCAUCUUUUAAGUUUGAUCUUAGUUUAUUGCAGAUAUAUCCUGCAGCUGAGAACGCACGCUCAGCUUCGACACUUGUCGGCGGAAUAGACUUUACACAGUUGUAAACAGCUUCCAAGUAUAUACCCCUAUUCAUUCAAACAGGGUCAUUUCAUGUUUUAGUAACUGGUCAAGUGUUACUCGUGCUCGUACAGUCAUAGGAGAAGCCUUUGAUUCUGAUACUCAGGCAGUACGAAGACUACGAUUCAAUUCCUCCAAUUUAAUGCCGAUAGUUCACGUCUUGUUGUUAGAUUAGAUAAAGGUAUAUUCUCCUCUUCAUCCUCCUCAACAACCUCAACAUAAGUGGUCUGGGCUUCGGUUUGGCCUUCUAAAGACUUCUCUAUUUGCAGCCUCUGCAUCAAACUCUUUAUUUUUGUUCGUAGUCUUGAUUUGCUGUGAAGUAAAAAAUAUAUCUUCUUGACCGUUGGUAGAUGCUGACUGUUGUUCCAGAAAUUCCAGAUAUUUGCCUGGAUUUUCCAAAUACAGUAACAUACUUGUCAGUGAUGAACGGCGCUCUUUUAUCCUAGAACGUAAAGCUUUAGCCAUUUCUUUACUCAAUGCAGAAUAAUGAUGACUUUCCAAUUUGCUGAUCAUGAAUCGCAGUGUAAAGUCUGCCCAACCAAUCUGUAGCUAAGCGGUAUCGGUGCGGGGAACGUGGUUGUAGACUAGACCCGCCUCAUUUCAUUCAUGAAAUGGCCAGUGACGUGCGAAAUUUUAUAAACCGAUUACACAGAUUUGAAUGUAUUAAAUAUUAAAAAAUAUGGUUGUUUUAAUUUUAAAAUAGGUAUUUGUAGGUAAGAUAUUAAUUUGAAAAUUAAGGUCUUCUAAAAUAUUUUAUUUGUAAAUAUGUAAUAAAAAAAUGACAGACAAGAUUAGGGAAGUUUGAGAUAAAAGUAAAGUAAAGAAAGCACAAAAUUUGUAAUACACCUACUUAGUUUAUUCACUUAAAAUAAGAGUGCCGUACACGAUGCCUGGAUAUCGCGAGGGAAAGAGCACGGUAGAUAAUCCGAAUUAUGCUGUUUAAACAUUGAAUUUACUACAUAAUAUGUAUAAUCUAAAUUAUUAUUUAAAUAAGUAUAAUCAAUAAAGAUUAAAUAAGUAUAAUCCUUAAAGAUGUUAUUUUUGAAAAAUAUUUUCUUCUUCUGGCAAUUUUUGCAACAGCUUUCUGCUAGUAGUAUAUAAAUUUGAUUUAUUAGGUGUUUAACUAUUUGAAAAUGAAAGUUGUCGUCUUGUUCCACCUUCGUCAUUCGCGGUCUUUUUUUUGCCGGGACUGGAAAGCAUUUUGUUGGGGUCCGUCCACAUUCUUUCUUCAUCUUCUUUGUGAAUUUUUUUCACCAUUGAAAUGCUUACGCCAGUAUAUUGAGAUACUCUUUCAAGUUUGCGCUUUACUGGUAGAUUAACGAAGUUAUUAGUAGCUUCUUCAUUGCAAACCCUAAAAAUUUGUACAAGAAGUAUAUAAUCCUGAUAUUCGAUUUUUUUGCCGUCGUUCCAAUUCAUAUUACUUAUAUUUAUAGACAUUUUAUAUUCAAAAUAACCAACAUUAACUUUAAAUCUUUUUGUUUGUAAAGCAAUCGAGCUUGGUUUUAUUUCAUUGAAUAUGAUUUUUAUUUAUUACAACAUUAGGUAGAUAAUUUUUGAAAUUUAGUGUCGCAUAAAUUAUGAUUUUAUUUUAAUGUUUUUUUUUUCAUAACUGUGCUUAGGCUUUAUAAUUCUCUUAUAAUCAUUUUACUUACCUAUAAACAUUCGCAAUCACUUCCCUUGCCUGGCUAUGAAUUGUCUUUCUAUGAAUAAAGUUAUUCAUUUUAACGUAAAUAACAAAAACUGUUAAAAAUUAUGAACUUUAACAACAAAAAAACAAAUAACACAAAACAACAACAAAACAGCAACAACAAUAAUAGCAAAUAAACUAAACUAUGCUACACUACUCAAAAGUCAUAGGUCAUAAAUUAAGUAGGUACCUAAAAAUACAACAAUAAAAACAGUUUAAUAGCUCAAAAGUAUUAACAUACGCCGCCGCCACUGAAUCCGCAAGAAAUCGAUAUUAUUCCGAAAAUUACACAAAACCUGGUAGGAUGCGACCAAUAAGAUAGAGAAAGACAGAGAGCUGCAUAAAAAUAAUAAAUUAAUGGCCGCGAUGUCAUCAACCAAUCACCUGUCCCCAAACAGCAAGAUGCUUCCGCGAAAGCACGACGUUGCCGGCUUUGUAAGUUUUAUUAGGAAUUUCGGAUAAAUGUUAGUCAAUAUUGGAUUUUAUAAUAUGCAAAACAUUAGCAAAUAGAACUAAAAAAUAUGGUUUAAACUACAUUACAUAAUUUAUUAUCUUUUUUAUGAUUAAAUAGCUGAAUUUUACCAUUAUAUUUACUUUUUAUUCUAUACUAUUUCAUUUUUGCAGUAAGACGUGACAACGCUUCAAAAUUUCGCCCGCAUUCUUUUCGUAGACACAGAUCCGAUGGUCAAACUAUAGUUUCAGCAGUAACUAGUGUUGUAUCUUCGCGGCACCAAACGCUUACAGCCAGCUUAACUGGUUCUAAUGCACGUUCAAUAUCUGUCAACGUAUUACAUUCAUCCUCAGUAAAUGGAUAUGAAGAUGAUGUAAUUUUAAGAUCAAUGAGAGCUUUAAAUAAACACUCUCUGACGAGGUUGAACCUUGAAAUCAUUGCUGCAAGGCUGCUCCAACGUGUUUUACAAUCUUUGACCAUUUGCAAUUCUCUGCCAAAUUUUCCUUUAAUAUAAUUUUGCAAUAAGUCAUUUCUUAUGGGAGAUUUUGAACUAAAAUAUUUUACAAUUUGUCGUACUUUCUGAAUCAGCGUCCUGAAACAAAUAUAUUAUUUAAGUUUAUUUUAAGUUGAGAAAUACUUUUUUUUUACCUGUAACUUGGUAGUAAAUGUACCUCUGGAAAUUCUUGAUCUACGGAAAGGAAGUAGCACUGUUCUUCAUCCUCGCUGUCACUGUUGUCAGGCUUGCUACUACCAGUUAAAUCUGAUCCACUCUUUUCUUGUAGAUAUUCUUCCUCUUGAUGUGUUUUUUUGUAAAGUACGUCGCAAACAGCUAGCUGCAGUCGAUGAGCAUAGCACAGUUGAUGAUGUACUGAUAACAAUCCGCCCACUUUCUUCAUGACUGCAGCACCAUGUUGCUGCGACAAUAUCUCGUUCAAGGUGGAUGCCGAACUCCUUUAGUUUUUUUUCAAUUUCUCUUACACAUGAUUCGGCAGAAAAGCUACCGAGGAUUCUCACUAGUCCUAAGUUCCAAAGACUAACGGAUCCAGCGUUAUAAGCAUGCAGAUUGAGAUUUAAAUAGCGCCGAUUUCUAAAGGAUGACCACUCAUCAAAUGUUAUUGUGAUUUUUUUAGAGCCUCGAGUUCUUCCAUAGUUUUCUUUUUAAUUGAUUCUCCGUAGGCCAUUAUCAUACCUUGCACCGUACCGGCAGAAGAAGGCAAUUUGUGGCCCUCUGAUUCAAAUAGUUGGCGCAUAUCGAUCGAUGUGAUAAACUUUGCAAACGGUAUACCAUCUUUAGCUACCAUUCGGGACACUCUUUCUUCCAUCGACACUUUUUUCUGAUAUUGAAAAUAUUCCGUGAUUUUUAUUUUUCUUAGGUAGCAUAGACGAACUAAUGUCAUCUGAGCCUGAGCGCUCAGAAAUAAGGGUAGAACUAGUAAACGAACUCUUCGAGCUACUGGCAGUACUGGCACUAUUAAUGUCAAUGUCAAUAACAUCACUCUCGCUGUUAUUCUUGGAUUUUAAAUUCAUAUUAUGCUUCGUUUGUAAGUGGGAGUAAAGACCUUUGGUAGAACGAGCAGAGAUUUUAAUAAUGCUUGGGCAUAACUUACAUUUAGCUGUAAAACCAUCUUCAGAUUUUAAGAAAUGUUUCCAAACUAAACUUGAGCCUUUAUUCUCUUUAUAAACCACACUGACACUCAUUUUAGCGAUUAUUAGUUUACAUUCGAUGUAAUACGUAAAUUAUUUAACUGAAGAAAUCAUUUCCAGUCACUAGUUAAACGAUUUCCACUUACGCACAUACAUAAAUCGGAAAAUAAAAUAACCUGUUUGUUUUGUUUCACUUAUUUCCAUAAGCGUCGGCGCUCGGGGAUUCCCCUUGGAUUUAAAUCCGUGCAGUAAUGCAAUUAUAUAACAGAUGUCCGACUAGAUAAGUCCGUAAUUAUUUGUGAGUGGUUUUUUUGCUUUCUGGGGCGUUUUAAAAGACCCGCGCGGAAAAUCCCGCAAUGUUGAUCCCGCAGAAACUUGGAGGGAUCCCGCAUUUGCGGGAUUGCAUUCCCUAGCCAUGUUGUUCUCAUAGCCGUCUUAAUAUUUUAUUACUGCAAAUAAUUAAAAACUUAUCUUUAUUUUGACUUAAGCGAAAAAGUCAUUAUAAACUUUUUUGUUUAAAGUUUGAUGUUUUAAUAGAAAAAUAUAUAAUAUACAGGGGUUUCCAUUUAACAAAAUGUAAUUUUACUGUAAAACUAAAAAAUACGAUUCUAAAUUGUUUUUUUUUCUUCUCGUUUUUACCAGCACUAAAAUUGCUACUAAUUUGGUAAAUUAAACAACUUUGUAUUUUCACUAAUAACAAAGUUACCAAUGAUAGAGACUUAAUUUGGAUAACCCUGUCUAUCAUAUCCCAUAAUAUUAGAAGUUGGAAUCUGGACAUUAUAUUCUAGGAAAUUACAUUUCCAAAGUACAUUCCAUGUUUUUGCCUUAAGAAAUCUAAAGAUUUGCUGCUGAAGCAAAGUUUUGCAAGUUGUUGCUAUAAUAAGGAAAAUUUUGAAUUCAAUUAACCACAUUCAUCAAAAUAAUUCUGUCACAUAUUAAGCGCUUUUUAUCAAAACUCGUUAACAAAUCCUGCUUUUCCCUCACUGGUUAUAAAACAAUCAAUUACUUAUUAAGAAUGUCAUUUGCCUAUUGUUUUAAAAAACGUUAUAAAGUAAAAAAAAAAACAAAUCUAGCCCUUUUCUCCCCUAUUCCCAUAUAAACUGUGAAAGAAACUAAAAUAUUGAUAACUGACAAGUACUAGAUUCUAGUCGAACGUAGCUUUGUACAACUCUUGUUACAAUUUAUUUGUGUACAUUUUUAUUUCUCGUGUAAAUAUUAAGUUUUAAGAUUUUAAUUAGAAAGCAAAAAAAAACUUUUGCUUAAAUGUUUCUUUUUUAGGAGCGAAACUCACGCGCGUCGGCUGCAAAGUAUUCAACAACAUCAAUUAUUUAUUUGUCUAUGUUAUAAAACAUAAAUAUUUAAAUUAUGUAUAAAGAAAUCACCUUAUAGCUGUAGGUAAAAUUGCAGGGUAGUCCAAAAAUAUUGUAAUUUUGCACCACCCUGGCAAAAACAUAUUAUGAUAAUCUUUGUUGUUUAAAGCAUCGAAAGAAUGUAGCUUCAUAAAGUGUUAUUCCAAAAUAUCCGUGGCUUUCUAUGCUUAUUUAUUUUUUUUUAACAAAGAGUGCCAAAGUAAAAGGCCGAAAUUUGUUUCUUCUCACUAUAUGACGACUGAUUCAAAAUUACCAAAAAAAAAACUACUCAAAUCUUAUGGCGAAAAGUGUUCUUAUCCAGUAGACGAUCAAAGUUAGAACAAACAUUUUAGUGGCGUCAUCAUUAGAUUUCAUAUUUUGAGGCGGUUUUUUUUUCAAACUUAUGUGCCUCAAAGCAUAUCGUGUUUCCUUAAUAUAAAAACAAGCAAGUAUUCCUUACUAAAUCUGUUAAGUUUUAAAAAUUUUAUUCGAGUAUGUAUUAUUUUUUACAUGGGCGGCUGUGUGAUAGAGAGCGAUGAGGGUAUGAAUGAUAAACAUAUAUGGCAUGUAUCAACUACGUGUUUUAUAUAAGAAUAGGGUUGGGACAUGAUCAAUUCUACUAAACAUAUUUCUUGUGAGGGAUUAUAUGGUUUUGUCCCAACCUUAUUCUCCCGGGUUAGGGUUACAAGAGAAGAUACGCGUUACAUCACAUUAUGUAAAAGGAAUGAAACGACCUUAUUAUUUAUUUUCUGUUUCGAACUUAUUUAUUAAUGUAACAAAAAAAACAUCACCGCCUCGUAUUGAGAAAUAAAAGAAAUAUAAAAAUAAUGAUUAGACUGUUAUAGUAUUUUUCCUGUUCAUAAGUGUAAAGGCUUCUUAGUCGUAGCAUUUUGUUUUUUUUUUGUUGUUGUACGUAGAAUAAAAUAUAUUAUAACGUG
Molecule: messenger RNA, 12165 nt
Organism: Anthonomus grandis grandis
Lineage: Eukaryota; Metazoa; Arthropoda; Insecta; Coleoptera; Curculionidae
Gene: sky
Product: GTPase-activating protein skywalker
Source: RefSeq, a predicted model, not a curated record